Messenger RNA from Brassica napus (rape), 1485 nucleotides. RefSeq lists its product as uncharacterized. The coding region runs from base 1 to 1485 and encodes 494 amino acids. The record is from RefSeq and is a predicted model, not a curated record. The transcript has 4 exons. Lineage: Eukaryota; Viridiplantae; Streptophyta; Magnoliopsida; Brassicales; Brassicaceae.
AUGUUUGGAAAUAAUGCGGGGGAUGGGUAUGAGCAAAAUAUGUUUGGAAACAAUGCGGGGGAUGGGUAUGAGCAACAGGGAAAUAGGUAUCAUGAUAUGGUUACAGAUACAUUGCAUGAAGCUGCUAUUCCUGAUAGUAGUAGGGAAGAACCUAACAUAGACGCACAACGAUUUUAUAAUAUGUUAGACGCUGCCAAUGAACCCAUCUACGAAGGAUGUAGAGAAGGGCUUUCUAGAUUAUCACUAGCAUCUAGGAUGAUGACCAUUAAAAGUGAUCAUAAUCUAAAUGAGAAGUGCAUGGAUUCGUGGGCUCAACUCAUUAAUGAGUAUUUACCAGAAGGUAAUCUUGCUGCGGAUAAUUUCUAUGAAAUUCAGAAGCUAGUUGCCGGUCUUGGUCUACCAUCUGAAAUGAUUGAUGUAUGCGUUGACAACUGCAUGAUUUACUGGAAAGAUGAUGAAAAACUGACGGAGUGUCGAUUUUGUCAAAAGCCAAGAUAUCAAGAAACCACAGGAAGGAAUCCUGUGCCGUACAAACGUAUGUGGUACUUACCGAUCACAGAUAGAUUGAAGCGUUUAUACCACUCAGAAAGGACAGCCGCGUCGAUGAGAUGGCAUGCCCAACAUUCGGUGAAAGAUGGCGAGAUUACACAUCCCUCAGAUGCAAAGGCAUGGAAACCCUUUCAAACUGUAUAUUCCGACUUUGCGAGUGAGUUUAGAAACGUUUAUCAUGGCUUAUGCACGGAUGACUUUAGUCCAUUUGGUAUGUCUGGAAGGCAAUACUCUUUAUUGCCUGUCAUCUUGACGCCAUACAAUCUCCCUCCGGAGAUGUGCAUGCAAAGAGAAUUUUUGUUCUUGAGUAUUCUAGUGCCUGGUCCAAAACAUCUAAAGCGAGCACUUGAUGUUUUUUUGCAACCUUUGAUCCAUGAGCUGAAGAUGUUCUGGCAUUAUGGCGUGAAGACAUGGGAUUACUCGCAGCAACAGAACUUAUUGCAAUCAGAAGCAUCUUUGUUAGAGCAGAUUGAUUAUUACGGUGCUAAGGAAACAUGUAAAGUUGGAGGAAAUUGGCACACUCCACCUACCAUGCCAGACGGGUAUACGGCAUCUCAUAAUUGGCAUAAGAAGAGCAUAUUUUGGGAACUUCCAUAUUGGAAGGAUCAUCUCUUAAGGCACAACCUUGAUGUGAUGCACAUAGAGAAGAAUGUUUUUGAGAAUAUCAUGAACACUUUUUUGGAUGUGACGGGAAAGAGUAAAGAUAAUUUGAAAUCGAGGUUGGAUUUGCCAGAGUUAUGUGCAAGACCAGAGCUGCAUGUGACAAGAGAAGGAAAAUUACCAGUUCUGAAUUUUAGAUUGCCUGGGGUGGCGAAGCAAAAGUUGUUUGACUGGCGGCUCCUACCGUUCGCAAUGACAGAGCUAUUAGCAAAACAUGUCCAUGAAGCAAUAGCCGGAGUUGGAGCAUUUUUAGGGAUUUAUGCACUCGAACAUUGA